Messenger RNA from Lepisosteus oculatus (spotted gar), 5204 nucleotides. The record is from RefSeq and is a predicted model, not a curated record. NCBI's taxonomy places the organism in Eukaryota, Metazoa, Chordata, Actinopteri, Semionotiformes, Lepisosteidae.
GGUAAACUAACUGAAUGUAAUGAAUAUGUUUAAGCUUCACGGCCGUCAUCAACAUUUGUUCUAACAAAUAAGGAUGCUUACAUAGAUAAGUGUAACAGCUCAUCGUUUUUUCAUUAUUACCAGUAGGUUAAAAUAUGAAUUAAUUUAAGACCAGGAACAAUAUACAUUACAUAAAGCAAGACACUAACAAAGAAUACUGUAUUAUGCUCUUUUUUAAGAGGCAAACUGUCACCAAGGGGCUUAGCAUCAAAUUCAACUGUCAAAUUGGGCAGUAUGUCAACAUUUCACGAUGAUUAAUACGACUAAUACCGUUUUAAAAGACAGGGUAACUUUGUAUAGCAAAAAGUGGUAAAAUAAUUUUAACUCCAGUAACCGCGAAGUUGUUUUUUCUCUCAGAAACUAUGGAUGAUAUCUGAAUUACUGAAUUACUGUCCAAUUCCAGGACCAAGAUUUAAACAGGUGCCAGGCCGUGAGCAUACACCUUGUCCUCCCGCAGCAAGCCCGGUCCUACCGCCGCCUACCUCAGCACCUGGAGCACCAGGGGAUUCAGUAUCACGCUGUUACAUCACCUUGCAUCAUAAUUACAGUUUUGUUGCCAAAGCUUACUCCAAGUCCUGAAAAGUAAACGAAAUUACACAGCAAUUGUGGAUUAUGUUUGGCACACUAUUAUACCUAUUUAAUGCCCCAAAACCUAGCACUAUUCUUAAUAUUUCGACGCACGUCCACUAGCAGGAUAAAAAAAAAUAUCUGUACAGCUGUAAAAAAAAGACCUACUCUGUACCAAAUCGCUAUCCCAUUUAAAAACGUCAUACUGAACUGGGCGAAAAUAUAAGGUGCUUAAUGAUAGUGCCUUCCCGGCUUCGCGGAGCCGGAGCUGCUGUGAGGCGCUUCCCCCUGCCUCCUCCUCCACGGCGGCGGCGUCGUCUCCCGGAAGCGGUGCGGCAACCUGCUGCCUCUCGGAGGCUUGUGUUUCCUGUUGACGAGCGGGAAGAGCGAACCUGAACGCUUUGGUUUCAUCUGCUGCUGCUCUCUGGUUUCCACUUUUCGCUUUCCGAUUGCUGUCUCUUUAAAAGUGCAGAGAGCCGCCUGCAGUUCCGAUUCGAUCUGCAGCGGUUCAGGGCGCAUCGCCUUCUCGGCUAAAGUUUGGAGGGAUCUGGGGGUGCGACACGGAUGGAGGACCCGGCGGACUCCGGCGGUGGUACCGCAGCUCUUGCGGGCCCCUCUAAGCAGGUGACGGAGAUCCGCUGCCCGGCGGGGGCCCGUCCCCUGCGGCUGCUGGAGUGGAAGGUAAAGCCGGGAUCGUAUGUGAAUAUCGACUCCGUCCUGGCGCUGUGCGCCCCGCUCCCGGUGGAGAGGGAGGCCGGAGCAGAGCCCCAGGGGCCGCCGACUCGGUCGACGGAGAAGAAGGUGAAAUCGGACCGGGCCGGCGUGGUCAGAGAGCUCUGCUGUCAACUCGGACAGGUCGUUUCUCCGGGGGCGAUACUGGUGCGCAUCGAGGAAUGCAGUCACCCCAUUGUCAUGAAGGGACUGUGUGCGGAAUGCGGCCAGGAUCUUACACAGCUAGAAAGCAAAAACGGGAAACAGCAGGCGCCCAUAUCCACAGCCAGGGUGUCGAUGGUCCACAGUGUUCCAGAGCUCAUGGUCAGCUCGGAGCAAGCAGAACAGCUGGGGCGCGAGGACCAGCAGCGCCUACACCGCAACAGGAAGCUGGUGCUGAUGGUGGACCUGGACCAGACUCUUAUCCACACCACGGAGCAGAACUGCCAGCGCAUGUCCAAUAAGGGAAUCUUCCACUUCCAGCUGGGCCGCGGGGAGCCCAUGCUGCACACCCGGCUGCGCCCGCACUGCAAGGACUUCCUGGAGAAGAUCGCCAGGCUCUACGAGCUGCACGUCUUCACCUUCGGGAGCCGGCUCUACGCGCACACCAUAGCAGGAUUUCUGGAUCCGGAAAAGAAACUCUUCUCCCAUCGGAUUUUGUCGAGAGAUGAAUGCAUUGAUCCCUUCUCCAAAACGGGGAACCUAAGAAACCUUUUCCCCUGUGGCGAUUCCAUGGUGUGUAUUAUCGAUGACCGGGAAGACGUCUGGAAGUUUGCUCCUAACCUCAUCACGGUCAAGAAGUACAUCUACUUCCAGGGCACCGGUGACAUCAAUUUGCCAGGAGCCAACCACGUGAGCCCACCGGCGGAGAACGCGGAGCAGGCCGCGCCGGCAGCGAAGGAGCUGUCGGCAGAGGAGCAGAGCAACGGGCUCAGGAAGCGCGGCCGGGAUCGCCACGGCAACAAGCGGGCCCCCGCCGAGGAGGAGCCGCCCUCCAAGUGCGAGGCCACCGCGCCGCAGGACUGCGCGAGCGACCGGACACACCCGGGCGGGGAGGAGGAGACGUCCGCGGCGGCGGCGCCGGACGGCUUGCGGGUGGGCGACUCGAAGAGUGCCAGGGGCCGGAGCGAGCAAGACGGCGGCAGGGUAGGCAGCCCGAAGCCCACGACGAAAGGGACCGGCGGGCCGGGCAACGACCUGGACUUUGACCUCUCCAGCGACAGCGCUAGCGACUCCGGUGCCGGCAACCCCUCCUCUUCGGACAGCGAGGAGGAGGAGGAGAAGCGCAGCUGGAGGAAAGACAAGGAAUCCGGGGCCGCGGAGCCGAUGGGAACCGACGAGGUCAAGGCCUCUGGGGAGAAUCACUCCGGGGAGGAUCCUCUUGCCGGAAUCCGGCUGAGCCAGGAGCCGGAUAGCCUAGGGGAGCUCGGCAACGGCUGUCCGGAGAAGAAGGAGGCGGAGACGGAAUCGCAGAACAGCGAGCAGUCGGGCGUGACCAUGGGGGAGGAGUCCUUGGAUCAGAGCAUGGAGGAGGAAGAGGAGGAGGAAGAGACGGACCUGGAUCAGGAUGACCACCUGAUUUACCUGGAAGAGGUCCUGGCCCGCAUCCACACGGAGUACUAUGCCCAGUACGAGCGCUUCUUGAAGGGCGAGUGCCCCGACACGCCCGACAUCCGGAAAAUUGUCCCCGAGCUAAAAAGCAAAAGCCUGGCAGAAACCAACAUUGUGUUCAGUGGCUUGUAUCCCACCAACUACCCCAUGGAGAGGACGCGGGAGUACUACCACGCCAAGGCCUUGGGGGCGAACAUCAGCAGAAAUCUUGUUCUGAACCCCAAAGACCCCAACCGCACAACGCACCUCAUAGCAGCUCGGGCUGGCACGGAGAAGGUGCGGCAGGCCCAGGGCUGCAGGCACCUGCACGUGGUCAAUCCCGACUGGCUGUGGGGCUGCCUGGAGCGCUGGGAGAGUGUGGAGGAGCAGCUGUAUCCUCUCAAGGAGGACUACAUCAGGACGCCAAGAAGCAGCAGUCCCGCCGGCUUCCCCGAUGCCCAGGGCGCCUGCCCCACCCCGGUGUUUCACCCCACGCCUAUCCACCCGAGGACGCCCGCGGGGCCCGAGGUGCGGACGUACGACUCGGUCACGGGCAAGCUGAUCCGGAAGGGGCCCCAGAGCUCCCGGCCCUCUCCCUACGCCCAGGCUUCCGGGCCCCCAGUGCCCCUGCCGGCGCACGGAGACCAGUCUUCCUUCAGGGUGGUGCAGCCGCCGCUGCCCCAGCAGGAGGAAGAAGAAGAAGAAGAAGAGGAGGAGGAGGAGGAGGCGUCGCUGGGGCCCAGCGGAGACAAGGAGCGGCCAGGCCCCUCUCGCAGGAAGCGGCAGCCCAGCAUGUCGGAGUCGAUGCCGCUGUACACGCUGUGCAAGGAGGACCUGGAGAGCAUGGACAAGGAGGUGGAUGACAUCCUAGGGGAAGAGAGUGACAACGAGAGCGAAGGUGGAAAAGAGGAGAAGAUGGAAGAGGAAAGCCAACAGAAUCCAGAGGGGAAACGCCCGGAUGUUCCAGGGACAGUGACAGAAGAGAGCCCCAAGAUCCCCUCUAGCGGCGAAGGCAGUACCCCCAGAAAUUUUCUGUGUUUUCUUUAUUGGGACUUGAGGAAUCAAAUACAGCGCAGCAUCUCCGCCAGUCCUCCCAACACAACAGCGAUGCCCCUGCGGACAGACUCUGGAGGAGGAGCCACUCCAGACUGGACCGGAAGGAUGGAGUUCUGCAGCUCCACGAUCCACCCCCCUGGCCGCAGGGGCCACAAGCGCAAGCUGCAGGAGGCCAAGGAAGGCGACGACGACUCGGGCAGCGAGUCCAGCAAGGCGUCGAGUAACGAGGAUGAGGAAGGCAGCAGUUCGGAAGCGGACAAAAUGGCCGCCGCUCUCGAAGCGGAGCUCAAUGACUUCAUGUGAUGGGAAUGGCCCGCUGGUCCCGGGGAGAGACUUCUGCUCUCGUCGCUUCAGAGCCACGAGGUCGUCGUUCAUGUGCGAAACCCCACAGUGGCCACCCUGUGUGAAUGAAAUGAAACCAGCAGUGUGUGUUUGGGGAGACUCGGUGUGUGUGUAUAGUUAUACGGCUAGAAUAGAGAAUUUUAGCAGUUUAUGUGAAAUAUUAAAAAAGGAGAAUAAAAGCUGUUUUAAUGUUUUAUUGUGAAAUAAAAUAGAUGAAAACUUGUUUUGUGUAUGUUUUAUUUGGGUUACUUUGUUUUUUAUAAAUGUAAAAAAAAAAAAGAAAAAUGGUCAGGUAUGCCAAAGAGUUUAAACAGGGCACUUCUGAGCCUGCAACAAUGUUUUUUUCCUGCUUUUCUUUCUGUUUUUAAUGAGUAAUUGACAUUGUAUUUCAUUACAGCCAUGUAACUAGCAGCACCAUGCAGAAAACUUUUGAAUAAAUGGAAAAAUUAGAUUUUUUAUCAACAGUAACCUUAACAUAUGAGCCAGAUUUGUCUACCCAUGAUAAAACAAGGUUCAACUAUAACAAUUAAGGAGUGGGUACUCUGGGUUUAUCCUACCUGGUGUUCUCCUCGUCUUGUCUUUUACGAGACGAUUGUGGAAUUUUAAGAUUGUGACAGCUGCUGCACUAUGCUUUCCAAAACCCGGGUUCUGUAAGAGUGUAGGUUUUCAGUUUUGCUCUACUCAAACUUUGGAUUUUGAACACAUCACUCUCUGAUCCUUUACUGCCAUACAGUGUGGUUCCAGCCCUUGAGCCUGAAAAAACAAAAUCUGCCAUCAUGUUUGAGACUUUUUGUUGUUUUGUUUGAAAUGGCAAGACUGAUGUAAAGUUUUUGUAUAUUCUAUUUCAUAUUUGACCUCCAGGAAUAAUUCUUUUCAUUUAAUAAAGAUUUGUUUUUUAA